Molecule: messenger RNA, 1668 nt
Organism: Talaromyces marneffei
Lineage: Eukaryota; Fungi; Ascomycota; Eurotiomycetes; Eurotiales; Trichocomaceae
Exons: 6
Coding region: 1-1668 (555 amino acids)
Biological process (GO): proton transmembrane transport; proton motive force-driven ATP synthesis
Molecular function (GO): ATP binding; ADP binding; proton-transporting ATP synthase activity, rotational mechanism
Source: RefSeq, a predicted model, not a curated record
AUGUUCAGGAACGCUUUGCGGCAAUCCAGCCGCUCCGUGGCCGCUGUCUCCGUCUCUGGCAGACUCGCUUCGGCUCGCGUUGCUGCUCCCAGUCCCUUCGCUGCCGGUGCCAAACAGGUCCGCUCAUAUGCCGCCGAGGCCAAGGCCUCGCCCACUGAGGUCUCCUCGAUUCUUGAGCAGAGAAUCCGUGGUGUUCAGGAGGAAGCUGGUCUUGCCGAGACUGGACGUGUCCUUUCCGUUGGUGACGGUAUUGCCCGUGUCCAUGGUUUGAACAAUGUCCAGGCUGAGGAGCUUGUCGAAUUCGCCUCCGGUGUCAAGGGCAUGACCAUGAACUUGGAAGCCGGCCAGGUCGGUGUUGUGCUUUUCGGUUCUGAUCGUCUCGUCAAGGAGGGUGAGACUGUUCGCCGUACCGGAGAGAUUGUCGAUGUUCCCGUUGGUCCCGAGCUUUUGGGCCGUGUCGUUGACGCUCUUGGUAACCCCAUUGAUGGAAAGGGUCCCCUCAACACCAAGGCCAAGGCUCGUGCUCAGCUCAAGGCCCCUGGUAUCUUGCCUCGUCGUUCCGUCCACGAGCCUGUCCAGACCGGUCUCAAGUCCGUCGACUCCAUGGUUCCCAUUGGUCGUGGUCAGCGUGAGUUGAUUAUUGGUGAUCGUCAGACUGGUAAGACCGCCGUCGCUCUUGACGCUAUUCUCAACCAGAAGCGCAUCAACGCUGGCUCCGAUGAGUCCAAGAAGCUCUACUGUGUUUACGUUGCCGUCGGUCAGAAGCGUUCCACCGUCGCUCAGCUCGUUAAGACUCUUGAGGAGAACGACGCCUUGAAGUACUCCAUCAUUGUUGCUGCUACUGCCUCUGAGGCCGCUCCUCUCCAGUACCUUGCUCCUUUCACUGGCACAGCAAUGGGUGAAUAUUUCCGUGACAAUGGCCGUCACGCCGUCAUCGUCUACGAUGACUUGUCCAAGCAGGCCGUUGCUUACCGUCAGAUGUCCCUCUUGCUUCGUCGUCCCCCCGGUCGUGAGGCUUACCCCGGUGACGUUUUCUACCUCCACUCCCGUCUUCUCGAGCGUGCCGCCAAGCUCAACGACAAGCACGGCAGCGGUUCCUUGACUGCUCUUCCCGUUAUUGAGACCCAGGGUGGUGAUGUGUCUGCUUACAUUCCUACCAACGUCAUUUCCAUUACCGAUGGUCAGAUUUUCUUGGAAACCGAAUUGUUCUACAAGGGUAUCCGCCCCGCCAUUAACGUCGGUCUCUCUGUCUCCCGUGUCGGUUCCGCUGCCCAGGUCAAGGCCAUGAAGCAGGUCGCUGGUUCCCUCAAGCUCUUCUUGGCUCAGUACCGUGAAGUCGCUGCUUUCGCUCAGUUCGGUUCCGAUCUUGAUGCUUCCACCAAGCAGACCUUGAACCGUGGUGAGCGUCUUACUGAGCUUCUCAAGCAGAAGCAGUACUCUCCCAUGAGUGUCAGCGAGAUGGUUCCUCUUAUCUUCGCUGGUGUCAACGGUUACCUUGACAGCAUCCCCGUCGCCAAGAUCGAGAAGUGGGAGGAGGACUUCAUUGCCUACCUCAAGUCCAGCCAAGCUGAUGUUCUCCAGACCAUCGACAAGGAAGGUCAACUCAGCAAGGAGCUCGAGGCUAAGCUCAAGGAUAUCAUUGUUGGGUUCAACAAGAGCUUCUCAUAG